Helicoverpa zea (corn earworm) is the source of this 757-nucleotide messenger RNA. RefSeq names its product vitamin K epoxide reductase complex subunit 1 (gene Vkor). The transcript has 4 exons. The coding region runs from base 202 to 669 and encodes 155 amino acids. Gene Ontology annotation, molecular function: vitamin-K-epoxide reductase (warfarin-sensitive) activity. The record is from RefSeq and is a predicted model, not a curated record. Lineage: Eukaryota; Metazoa; Arthropoda; Insecta; Lepidoptera; Noctuidae. Gene Ontology annotation, biological process: vitamin K metabolic process; peptidyl-glutamic acid carboxylation.
AGAUUCAGUUGAGCUUAAGAUAUUAUGAAAGGAACUCGUGUGUUAUCAACUCUAAACGCGAUUAAGAUUGCCGUCGGUAUGACACUGUUUACGUAAACAUAAAUUAACAUUAAGUGUUACAUUAUCAACAGAAUUAUCUAUUCGUAGCGUGCUUGGACAUUGAUUUUGUGUGACUUAUCGGGCUAUGCAAUUAAGUUAACCAUGAAGGCGAAAUCCCUGGAUCGCGUGAUCGUGCUCACCAGCAUAGCUGGCAUCCUGCUGUCCACGUAUGCUUUGUACGUGGAGAUGGCGAUAGAAACACACCCUGGGUACAAGGCCCUUUGUGACAUCUCGGAGUACGCCAGCUGCUCUCGAGUUCUUUCUUCAGAGUUCUCAAAAGGAUUUGGAUUGCUACCGAAGGAGUCUUCGCUUGAGAUCCCCAACUGCAUUUACGGAAUCGUCUUCUACUGCCUCAUAAUAUUUUUAACUACAUUUGAUCAACUGCUGGUGGCCAGGCUGCUACUUCUAGUGACUGCAUCUUCUAUCCCCAUGUGUGUGUACCUGGCCUAUCUUCUGGCGUUUGUUCUACACGACCUCUGCAUUGUUUGCGUGUCCACCUACAUCGUAAACGGCGCCCUUACCGUCCUUGUUUACAAGAAAAUGAAAGCGUUGACUGCUAAAAAAAAGUGAAAUGAUACCUACCUCAAUUUUCAAAAUGUUAUGGCUGUUUUAAUACCUCAAAAUGCAUUUGAUGUUAUAAAAUAAAGAGCUGUUAAUA